Glycine soja is the source of this 2440-nucleotide messenger RNA. RefSeq names its product cysteine-rich receptor-like protein kinase 10. NCBI's taxonomy places the organism in Eukaryota, Viridiplantae, Streptophyta, Magnoliopsida, Fabales, Fabaceae. Gene Ontology annotation, biological process: protein phosphorylation. The coding region runs from base 158 to 2143 and encodes 661 amino acids. The transcript is spliced from 7 exons. The record is from RefSeq and is a predicted model, not a curated record. Gene Ontology annotation, molecular function: protein kinase activity; ATP binding.
CCUUUUUCAUUUCUCUCAUAAAACUCUUCAACACCCACCCACCCGACCAGAAUCCAAUAAACAACACACAUGAAAGAUUAACCGCCAGAACAACAAAACCUGUUUCAGAAGAAGAUAGAAGAAAGAAACAAUUGUUAGUAUUUUAGACGAGGGAGAGAUGCGCAUCUUCAAACCCUCUUCAACCCACUUGCUACUUCUAUCUCUCUUCACCUUGCUGCUUACCUUUGCAAUUGCAAGUGAAGAAACUCCUAUAUACAGCGCACAUGUCUGCACAAGUGGAUCCUAUUACCAACCCAACACAACAUUCCAAACCAACUUGAACAUUCUCCUCUCAUCUCUCGUCUCCAACGCCACCCUCCACGACGGCUUCUUCCGCACCACCGUCUCCGAGGUCAAGGGGCUCUUCUUCUGCCGCGGUGACGUCACCCCCUCCCUCUGCCAACACUGCGUCACCGCCGCAGCAAGUAACAUCACAAUCUACUGCACCAACCAGACACAGUCCAUAAUCUGGUACGACCAGUGCACGCUGCGUUACUCCAACAAUUCCAACCUCGACAACACGUUCCCAAGUGUUAACUUGAUAAAUGUAGAGAGCGUCUCCGACUCGGACCUUACCCGGUUCAACAAUAUUCUCGCAUCCACGGUGAACGAUUUAAAGCAUGAGGUCAUGAACUCUAAUUCGGGAAAGAAGUUUGCUACAAAAGAAGUGAAUUUCACGAGCUCAAUGAAGCUCUACACCCUGGCGCAGUGCACGCCCGAUAUGUCCACUUUUGACAGUGACAUAUGCCUUUCAAUGGCCAUCAGUACCCUUGGUGAUGGAAAACAAGGAUCACGGUCCCUGCUUCCGGGUUGUAAUAUUAGAUAUGAAUUGUACCCUUUUUACAAUGUUUCUGCCGUGAUCAUUCAGCCAGAGCUUACCCCUCCCCCUCCCCCUCCAUCUUCAGGGAAAAUCAGUAUCUCUAUAAUUGUGGCGAUUGUUGUCCCUAUUGUCGUUGCGAUUCUACUAUUCGUUGUUGGCGUCUACUUCCUACGUAAAAGGGCAAGCAAGAAGUAUAAUACUUUCGCCCAGGAUUCAAUUGUGGAUGAUCUUAUAGAUGUGGAGUCCUUGCAAUUUGACUUGGCUAUGGUUGAAGCUGCUACAGAAGGGUUCUCAGAUGAGAACAAGAUUGGCCAAGGUGGAUUUGGAGUGGUUUAUAAGGGUGUCUUCCCUAACGGACAGGAGAUAGCUGUGAAGAGGUUGUCAGUAACCUCCUUGCAGGGUGCUGUAGAGUUCAGGAAUGAAGCUGCUCUUGUGGCCAAGCUUCAACAUAGAAAUUUAGUGAGACUAUUGGGAUUUUGCUUGGAGGGACAAGAGAAGAUCCUUAUCUAUGAAUACAUACCAAACAAAAGCCUUGAUCGCUUUUUAUUUGACCCUGUAAAGCAAAGAGAGUUAGAUUGGUCAAGGCGCUACAAGAUUAUUGUUGGCAUUGCUCGAGGAAUUCAGUAUUUACACGAAGAUUCCCAGCUUAGAAUUAUACACCGUGAUCUCAAAGCUAGUAAUGUUCUAUUAGAUGAAAAUAUGAACCCAAAGAUUUCAGAUUUUGGCAUGGCAAAAAUUUUCCGGGCAGAUCAGACUCAAAUAAAUACAGGAAGGAUAGUAGGGACUUAUGGUUACAUGUCUCCAGAAUAUGCAAUGCGUGGACAGUUCUCUGUGAAAUCAGAUGUGUUCAGCUUUGGUGUCUUAGUUUUGGAGAUUGUGAGUGGCAAGAAGAACACUGAGUUUUAUCAAUCGAAUCAUGCUGAUGACCUUUUAAGCCAUGCUUGGAAGAAUUGGACAGAGCAAACACCUUUGGAGUUGCUGGAUCCAACACUGAGAGGUUCUUAUUCUAGAAAUGAAGUCAACAGAUGCAUCCAUAUUGGUUUAUUGUGUGUUCAGGAAAAUCCAUCUGACAGGCCUUCGAUGGCCACUAUUGCACUUAUGCUGAACAGUUAUUCAGUUACCAUGUCAAUGCCACGACAACCAGCAUCUCUUCUGCGCGGGAGAGGUCCUAACAGGUUAAACCGAGGGAUGGACUCUGAUUCGUCUACCUCCAAUCAGUCUACCACUUGUUCAAUUGCAUGGUCUGUGAAUGAAGUAUCCAUUACUGAUUUAUACCCUCGCUAAAGGAUUGUUUUUCAUGUUUCCUUCAAUCAAUCCAGUGUAGUCCAAAUCUUUUCAAACUUUGAUGUUACUCUUAAACAUACCUAAAGGAUAUAUGUUCUAAAUAUUAAUGGCUAAAAGAAUUCUGUCCCUACUUCAUGCUGGAUGAACAUGUAGAGUAGAUAAAGCACGAUGCCCCAGGAGAGACCAUAAUAAUUUGCAAUCUUGACCAAUUUUGUUUUUGAAAUGUAGUGUUGUUCCGUUGUGAAGAUAAUAAACAUUUCAUGUAGCCACUUGCAAGUAAUUUUUGAAUUUUAUGUA